Molecule: messenger RNA, 3278 nt
Organism: Gadus macrocephalus (Pacific cod)
Lineage: Eukaryota; Metazoa; Chordata; Actinopteri; Gadiformes; Gadidae
Gene: lancl2
Product: LanC lantibiotic synthetase component C-like 2 (bacterial)
Exons: 10
Coding region: 345-1640 (431 amino acids)
Biological process (GO): peptide modification; carbohydrate metabolic process
Cellular component (GO): plasma membrane
Source: RefSeq, a predicted model, not a curated record
AGUAUCUGUAUACAGGACAGGUCCUCUCUAGAACCGGACCUCAAUUCAGGACCUCUCUAUAGGUCCUCUCGAUAGGAUCUCCACACAGGACCUCUUGUCUUUAUAGGUCCUCUUGGAGCGGACGACGGACGAGGGGCUGCAGGGUUUCGUUGUGAGAGAACAGCGAGCGGAGAUGGAGUGAUGGAGGAGCGGCUCGGCUGACGCUGCGGAGCUUAGAGAUCCUCCAAACCUCCGGUGAGCUCCGGGGUCCAACCCUCCAGUGAGCUCCUCCACCCCUCCGGUGAGCUCCGGGCUCCAACCCUCCGCGCGGCGGGUCUUCUUGUCCCGGGCGGGCCGCCGUCGACAUGGGCGAUCACGUGUCCAAGCUGAAGCUACUGUCGGCGACAGAUGGCGACAUGGAGGAGCGCUACUUCCUGAACCGCUGUCCUGACUGGGCCCCCACGGGGGUCGCAACCUCCGACCCCGAAGCCGACGGGGGGUCCAGAGAGCCGCUGGACGCCGACGGAGAGGUCAGUGCUGCGUUCCAGAAGAAGGUGCACAACAAGAUGACGGAUCUGCUGGAGCAGAUGGAGGAGGGCCUCAAGACCGCAGACCCCCAUGACUGCUCCACCUACACUGGAUGGACAGGUAUUGCCCUGCUCUACCUGCAGUUGCAUCGGGUGUCCGGUGAGGCCUCCCACCUGCAGAGGGCGCUAGACUAUGUGAAGAGGAGCCUGAGGAACCUCAACGGCCGCAAGGUGACCUUCCUGUGUGGCGACGCCGGACCCCUGGCCGUUGGGGCGGUGGUCUACCAACGGCUGAACCACACAGAGGACAGCAAGCAGUGCAUCACCAAGCUGCUCCUCCUGCACCCAGCGGUGGUGGGUCCGGACUCGGAGCUCCCUGACGAGCUCCUCUACGGCCGGGUGGGGUACCUCUACGCCCUGCUCUACGUCAACAAGGAGCUGGGGGCCGGCACGGUGGACGAGGGCCCCAUCAGCCAGGUGGUGUCGGCCAUCCUGGAGUCGGGGCAAAAGCUGUCGGCGGGGCAGAAGAAGGCGGAGCGAUGCCCCCUGCUGUACGAGUGGCACGGCAAACAGUAUGUGGGCGCGGCCCACGGGCUGGCCGGCAUCUUCUACAUGCUCCUGCAGCCAGGGGCGCGGGUGCCAGCCGACGUCCUGGCGGGCGUGGUCCGGCCCAGCGUCGACUGCCUCCGCCACAAGAGGUUCCGCUCGGGCAACUACCCGUCGUCGCUCAGCAACGAGAGCGACCGCCUGGUCCACUGGUGCCACGGUGCGCCUGGCGUCGUGCCCAUGCUGCUCAUGGCGUACCAGCUGUUUAAGGAGGAGAAGUACCUGAAGGAGGCGGUGGACUGCGGCGAGGUGAUCUGGCAGCGCGGGCUGCUGAGGAAGGGCUACGGGAUCUGCCACGGCACGGCGGGGAAUGGCUACGCCUUCCUCUCUCUGUACCGCACCACCCGGGAGAAGAAGUACCUCUACAGGGCCUGCAAGUUUGCUGAGUGGUGUUUAGACUACGGGACCCACGGCUGUCGCAUCCCUGACCGGCCCUACUCUCUGUUUGAAGGUAUGGCUGGAGCCAUCCACUACCUGUCAGAGAUGGCCAUGCCGGGAGACUCCCGCUUCCCAGCUUUUGAACUUUGAACCUGCCUUGACCCUGGGCCGUAGGGGUGAGGAACUGUGAGUGACGUCUUCCUGAGAGGACGUUGGAUGAAGGAGGCCACUGAAAUACUGGACUCUGUGUGGCCUCUCCUAGCAAUGAUGGCGGAGGGAAGGCAGAGAACACAAGGAGCCGAACCGGUGACUUUCAUUCGGACGUUUGGGACACGUCGUCUUGGUGAUCAAAGAAAUGUGUUCUAGUAUUUUGUUCUGGUCCGUCUGUUUUUGGAAGAUGGAAACCCUUUACUUUUGAACAGGCAUUCAGCCCAGCUGUUUCAUGUCUAACAACAAUAAAUAUAAGAAACAGCUGUACAUGGAAGGGGAACCACUUUAAAGGCGCUUUGUUGCUCUUUCAUCGCACAUGUUUAAACCAUAUUGUGCUUAAUAGCUGUGAAGUCUCCCAAAAGUUCAAUUUGUCCUUAUAGUAGUAGAAAUGUAGUUUAAAGUCCUGUGUUGAAUGUGUUUGGCCAGACAGUGCUGCCCUGGCUGUCUGUUUGGUUGCCUGUUACUAGCAGUCCUGUAAAGAAAGUGAGUCUCUAAAGCUUGCAUGCUUCUUGCUCAUUCAUUUAGUGCUAUUAACUCAGUGUUCUACUGCAAUUCAACACACAUCGUCUAAACAAAUUUCCUUCUCCUGCACUUUCGUCAUGUAAAGUAAAGGUUUUUUUUUUGUUUGUACUUCAACAGCCACUAACCCUAACCCUAGUAACUAACCCUACUAACCCACAUGUUGGGGUUUGCUGCCAUCUAGUGAUGCUGUUAUGAUGUUGUAAUGCAGUCAUGUUGCAGGUGUCUAUGUAUAAACAUUGAUCUAAGCUGCCCAAAAUGCAUGAUGGGUACUAUUAAGGAUCAGCUUGAAAACAGACAGUUCAUAUCUGGGACAUCAAGAGACAAUGAGAUGAAAAUAACAGAAGAAAUUCGUCUUUGAAUCUUCGUAGUUGGACUCAAGCUCCCAUACAGGGUUGAGUCCAUAGCGACGGUAAGAACUUCGGACGUUGGCUCGUCUGUUACCAAGCGGUGCCUUCACUGGCCUCCUGCUGUCCCCAGGCAGCUCCAUCAGGACCUGAACAGAUUCCCUCACUGGGUUGAGUUUAAAAUCCCUUUACGUGUUGAAAACAAACCUGGGAUGUUUUUGACACCAAAUACUGGUGGUCAUGUUGUGGUUUUCUCAAGUUCUACUAGCCGUGAGGCUCAGUGUGUCUGUCUGUCAGUGUAUCUGUCGGUCUGUCUGUGUGUUUGCCUGUCUGUCUGUGUGUUUGCCUGUCUGUCUGUGUGUUUGCCUGUCUGUCUGUGUGUUUGCCUGUCUGUCUGUGUGUUUGCCUGUCUGUCUGUGUGUUUGCCUGUCUGUCUGUGUGUUUGCCUGUCUGUCUGUGUUUGCCUGUCCGUCUGUGUGUUUGCCUGUCUGUCUGUGUGUUUGCCUGUCUUGUCAGUGUUUCUACCGGCUUCAGCCAAGCCAAAAAGAAGGUGAGUUUACUUUGCAUUCCUGGAGUCGACUUUAAUAUGUAAAUUUGUUUUGAUUUUUGAUUGUCAUGUUUGUCCAUCUUAUUCAAAAGAGAAUGGUUAGGCUUAAUGUUGUUCAUGAAAAAACCCGAUAUUAAAACAUGUUAAUAAAUAUCACUCCUCACA